UUCAAACCAUCCGCGACCCAGACCUUCGCAAUUCAGCAAUUGGAACGAGGAAUCAGAAAACCGCUUGGAGACUGGAACGACGGACCAACGAAGGAGGACCAAUGAAGCCUCGCACAAGCGGCUGAACACCGACUGAACGCCACCAAGCUCCAGCGCCCAGCACCAGGCCGCCAGGCCCUCCACCGUCCACCGCGCCGCCCACUGCUCUCCGCCAGUCCGCCUUCACUGCACCACAGUCCGGUGGCUAAAAAUAAGGACAAAAGGAUAUUAUGAUUCGGAUCAAGGUCUGCUAAGACAUGGCCAAUUAUUUCCUGGGCCAUCCCCAUCAUGCGGUGCAAGCGUCUAUGUAAUUAAUUUAGUGGGCCAAGUGUGAUAAUAUCAUAAUAGUACUUAUUAUCCCUCUGCUGCUAUAGAAGAGUCUGAAAAUAUUUCUUGGCGGGAACAGUUGAUGCUCACGAUUCCCUUUUUAUAUUAGUAUAGAUAUGUUAAAAAGGGUAUAUUAAAAUAUUCCCUUUUUAAUAUUUCUGGACUGGAGGCCCCGUUAAUAUAUUACGAGGAACCCAAAUGAUGUUUGGGGCUGUCCAAUUGGGAAUAAUGGCGGCUUGCGUGGUGCUCUUCGUUCCGCUUGGUAUGGCGGGCUGGCAUUUGAGCCGCAACAAGAUGCUCUUCUUCAGCUGCGCCCUCUUCAUCACCCUCUCCGUCGGCGUCCACUUGACCCCUUACUUCCCUUCAAUCUCCUCCCUCCUCCCAUCUCCGGGUUUCCCGCAUUCUGAAUCCUCUCCAGAUUUAAAUCCUAAUUCUUGCAUUUCCUCACUUCAUCAAGUCACAUUCAGUGUCCCGAAAUCAGACACAAGCAACAAAUCUUGGGAUUGGGCACAUUCCGAGCUUGGGGAUCGAUGUGAAUUCCAAAAGUUGAGGAGACAGGAUGCUUCAGAUUUGCUAAACGGGUCAUGGGUCGUUGUUGCAGGGGAUUCACAGGCGAGACUAUUGGUGGUUUCAGUAUUGGAGUUGUUAUUGGGGUCAAAUGAGGUCAGCGGGGAUCUCUUCAAGAGACACAGUGAUUACAGCAUUGUGUUGGAUGAUAUUGGGAUGAAGCUUGAUUACAGAUGGGCACCAUAUGUAAGUAACUUGACUCGUUUGGUGUAUGAUUUCAAGGAUAAUAACUAUUACCCUGAUGUGCUAGUGAUGGGGUCCGGGCUAUGGGAUAUGUUACAUGUGAAUGAUGCAUCAGAUUAUGGGGUCUCAUUGAAGCUGUUAAGAGAUUCACUAGUGAUGUCCUUACCCAUGUACCCGGAGUCCGAGUCAGGUACAGGUCGGUCGCCCCGCAUGUUUUGGGUUGGGAUGCCGAUGCUGAUAAAUUCGAUGUUGAACACAGAAGAAAAGAGGGAGAGGAUGACUGAUGCUCAAUGGAAGGCUUAUAGUGAAGAAGUUUAUCGUAGUAAACUGCUGUUAGGAUAUGGCGGCCCCCUUUUCUUGUUGGAUAUUCACGCUUUGAGUGGUAAUUGUGGGGCGGAAUGCACCACAGAUGGUAUGCAUUAUGAUGGGAUUGUCUAUGAUGCGGCAGUUCAAGUCAUGUUAAACGGAUUGGUUAUAGAGUCCAACCAAAAGUUGUUAUGAUGAAGGGGCAGGGCUGUUAUGGGUUCUCAUCUAACCUGAUGUUUCUGUUAAUGCAUAGGUCUUAUAGAGUUGGAGAAGGCAUUCAUUUUUCCACAUACAACCUUGAUGAGCAAAUGGAUGAUGCAUUUGUGCUCUCAUGUAAAAGCAUUUUUAUUUGUAUUAUUUCCAAGCAAAUUUUAUACGGAGUAUAUACAGACAUACAGUGCCAUUA
Messenger RNA from Cuscuta epithymum, 1828 nucleotides. NCBI's taxonomy places the organism in Eukaryota, Viridiplantae, Streptophyta, Magnoliopsida, Solanales, Convolvulaceae. The record is from the annotation of a GenBank genome assembly.